Python bivittatus (Burmese python) is the source of this 2920-nucleotide messenger RNA. The record is from RefSeq and is a predicted model, not a curated record. NCBI's taxonomy places the organism in Eukaryota, Metazoa, Chordata, Lepidosauria, Squamata, Pythonidae.
UGGGUGGGAUGACCGGGCGGGCUGUGGCGUCGAGGGUCCUUGGGGGCUUUCUGUAGGGAGUAUAGGAGACUCUUCCUUUCUAGCGCCGCACUUCCUCCCGAGCCGGCUGCUUUUGUCAUCUCGGCGAGAGAGAGAGAGCAAAGCGAGACCCAGUGCCCAUCGCGGAUGCCCUUUUCGAUGUCUCCGCCCCACUGAUACCGGGGGUAGCCGGCCUCUACCAUGAAGCCCCGGGUCUGUCCGGCUUGCAGGGCUCUUUCUCCUCCCGCCCUGCUUGAUCCGCACUCCACCCAAAAGAAGCCGAUCCGCUUAACAGGCACUGACGGCGGAUAAAACCAGACCGGGAAAAGCAACAGUCUGAGGAAAUACAAUGGCUACUAGCGGUGCUCUGAAGAAAAAGACAGUGGACAAGCAAUCUGCAGAAGAUGCCAGGGUUCAUGUCCCCAAUCCACACCUUGAGAAAAUGAAAGAUGACAUCCUGUAUCAUUUUGCUCUUGGGACCAGUACUCAUGACUUUCCUGCCUUAUUUGGAGAUAUAAAGUUUGUAUGUGUUGGAGGAAGUCCUUCACGGAUGAAAACUUUUAUUACCUACAUUGCUGAACAGCUGGAUAUUGGCAACCCUGGUUAUGACUAUCCCAAUAUAUGUGCUGGAACAGAUCGGUAUGCAAUGUACAAAGCAGGCCCUGUGCUGUCAGUCAGUCAUGGAAUGGGAAUCCCUUCAAUUGCCAUCAUGUUACACGAACUCAUCAAGCUGCUGUAUCAUUCCAAAUGCUGCAAUGUAACCAUUAUUCGUAUUGGCACAUCUGGUGGAAUAGGUUUGACACCAGGCUCCGUGGUGAUCACAAAGCAAGCUGUAGAUGCUACCUUCAAGCCACAGUUUGAACAGAUUAUUUUGGGGAAGUCUGUCAUUCGCGGUACAUGCUUAGAUGAAAACCUAGCUGAAGACCUUAUGGAGUGUGCCAAGGAACUUGAUGAGUUCAACACAGUUAUCGGAAAUACAAUGUGCACUCUGGAUUUCUACGAAGGUCAAGCUCGUCUUGACGGUGCCAUCUGUAUGUACACUGAAGAAGAGAAACUACAAUAUUUGAAGGAAGCUCACAAGGCUGGAGUCAGAAAUAUUGAGAUGGAAUCUUCUGUUUUUGCAGCUAUGUGCAAUGUUAGUGGCCUCAAAGGUGCUGUAGUAUGUGUAACACUCCUGAACCGACUUGAAGGUGACCAGAUCUCCACACCGCAUGAUGUUUUGAAGGAAUACCAGACAAGGCCACAGAAGCUGGUGGGACAUCUGAUUAAGAAAUGUCUUGGGAAAAAGUGACUUUCUGUACUAUAUAUAUAGAAGCACCAUCCUUUCCUUUUACUUGAAUUCCUGUUAAAAAUGUUUCUUCAGUAUAAAAUAACAUCAUAAACUGCAAUCCUGUGCACACUUCUCCAUUGAACAGAAUGGAACUAUUUUUGAAUGUAUACAUAUAAAACAGUGCUGGUAAUUCUUCAAGGCAGCACUCUGUAAUUUUAAAGCACAUUCUAAAAUAUUUUUAAUCGACUCAGUAUUAUUUUACAAGAUAAAAUCUAUUAUUAAAGCAAAGCUGUAGUGCCACUUAAAAGUUCUGCCCAAAGAGAAAUUAGCCUUGGAACCUGACAAAAUCCAUUAGAUCCAUGGCAGUUGUUACCCAAACUAAAAUUCUUAAUGGCUUAAGACUGUAAACUUUUUCAUACUUAUUUGGGCAUGGGGAUUUAGGUAGCUAAGAGGAGACAAGUGAUUGCAAGACUGAUAUUCAAAUGAAUGCUCUAGGACAGUCCAUACACUGCAGUUCUGAAAUGUUAAGUUUUCACCUUGGACCUCAAUGAAUGCUUUGGGGCUACCUGUCAGUCUCUUUCCACCUGGUCUGUUUUACUGCAUCGUUCUGAGGCUAAAAUGAAAGGAAAUGCCCAUAUCGUCUGCAAUGAGCUCUCAGAGAAAAGGUUGAAUAUAAAUGUCAUGCUGAAAAUAUGCAUUACAAUAAAUGCGGAGGAACAAAGUCUUCUAUUCUACCUGACUUGGUAAUUAUGAAGAAUAGGUACACUUGUGCUUACUCUGUGCAUAAAAUAUAUAAACUCCUCAAUGUAUAAACUAUAUGUAAAAAAAAAAGCAAAAUUCUUUAAAGCUGGAUCUUUUAUAAAUUUAAAUAAUGAAGCUGUACUCCUUCUGUUUCUGCUAGUCAUACAGAAAAGUGAUCAGUGACAGAACACAGAAUGUUCCUAGCAAGCAUUGACUGCUGCAAAUCUGAUUCAAAUAUCCCAUUGAUAAGUCAGUUUUAUAAUUACUUACUUUAAAGAUAAUUCUCUAUUUUUUAAAAUAAUUAUGUUACAAAAUUAAAAAUGUCCAUUUGCAUCUGAAGUUGCCACCUGUCUUUAGUUUGGAGACUAAAGUACAUUAUUUCAUCUAGUACAAAUGGUCGUGCUUUGCUGUAUGGUUUAUAUGUAAGCUAGCCCAGUUUAUUUUCUUGCAAGAUCAAACUCUAUAAAAGUUUCCAAUAUAUUGGUCUGGCAUAGACUUGAUUUUAGGUUUAAAUGCCAGAGAAAACUUGAUUUAUUUCCUUAUGUAUUUUACUGUGAUAAUCAUUUUAUACUGAUAUUUAAUUUCCUGUUGUACUUUACUAUUGUUUGAAUUUUAUUUUUAUGUUAUGAUUUAGGCAGCUCUGAGAGUGGUGGCUGAAAAGUAACAAAUACAUGUUUUAAAUAAAUAAGAGUUUUUAAAAAGCUACACAUAUUGACCAUCCCCACUAUUUUUUUCUAAUAUCAAAUAUAAUUUUCUACUGGACAAGCCUAAUAUCCACAUAAAGCCUUUAAACUUAGGUUUACAUUUCUCUCUUCAUCAGUCAAACACAAAUGUUAAUGGGAACUUCCCAAGCAGUUUAGAAAAUUUAGUGCAAUAUAUUGGGAUAAUAAA